Malurus melanocephalus (red-backed fairy wren) is the source of this 6255-nucleotide messenger RNA. It is a transcript of the gene GP1BB, whose product is annotated as glycoprotein Ib platelet subunit beta. Gene Ontology annotation, molecular function: protein binding. The coding region runs from base 4960 to 5571 and encodes 203 amino acids. The transcript is spliced from 2 exons. The record is from RefSeq and is a predicted model, not a curated record. NCBI's taxonomy places the organism in Eukaryota, Metazoa, Chordata, Aves, Passeriformes, Maluridae.
AAAAAAAAAAAAAAGAAAAGAAAAUGACCCCUCUUUCCUGUGUACUAAUCUCUUGUUUGGGAAUGCUCUGGUAUUUAAAGUCCUGGUUUCUCUGGUGUACAAACUUAAAGAGUAUCUGUGUCAAUGCACGUAAGUGUUUACUCCCAACUGAGGUGCUGUGCCCCYGUCCCUGUUCCCCUUGUCUGGAGCCAGCACAAACGUUGUAAAGGCAGCCAUACCCUCCUGUGAGCCUGAGGGGACAGCGCUGGUCCAGAGAGCUGGGGCUGGGGGUUUCUCUGUGCACUGACCUGCUCAGGAGUCCUGAUGAUUGCCUGGUAUCCUUUCCAGGUUUUUAUGGGUUUUUUCUUUCGUUGGUUGGUUUUGUUCUUCCUGUCAAGAAAACUCCAGGAUAUUUGCACUGAGCAGCAAGAGACUGAGUGUCUCGAGGUUGGUUAGAAGAAAACUGCUCUCAGUUAUGUCUGUCUGGCAGAGWGGUUGAGUUGCUGACUUGCCCGCAAGGAGGUGAUGGGAGUGAGCACCUUCCCUGCCAUGGUUUCCUCCCRCAGCAGGCUGGAGCCAUUGGUAGAGGAACCCCAAGGCCCUGCAGUAGCUGSGUGAGGGUGUUUCAUGGUUUAGCUCUGUUCAUCAGCUGCAGUGUGUCUUCAGUGUUGCUCUGAAAAGCACUGUGGUGUCCAGAGUGCUUGGCCCAGACUGCUUUAGAGGAGGGAGAAACCCUAGGGCUGAAAUCCAACCCCAACUGCAGACCUGUCCCCUACCCCCGAGUUUUGYAGUCCCACGAGCACUUUGCAGGCUCCGAGCCUCUGCUGGGGGAAGGGGCAGUUUCUGUAGGGCUGUACCUGGGGUCUGCAGGCAGCCUGUGUGGGCAGGUGCAGGACUGUCACUGCAUGGGGCUCAGCACAGCCCAGCAGGCUUGGCUCUUGCUCCCCCGCCCUUCUCCCCCUCCUUAUUCCUAGGCUCUUCCUGUCCUAGUGCUGGGAAGGCUGGUGGGUCUGCUGGGCAGAGAUAAAAGCACUCUUUGGGCAGCAGCUCCUGUCCUGUUCUUGCUUCCUGCAGUAUUUUUAACUUGAGUCCAGCCAUCCCUGGAGUGUGAUGUGCCUGACAGGGCAGGGCUCGCCAGCAACACUGCCAUGCUUGCAGGAGUCAGGGCUGUUGGAGGGAGAGACACUUGGCUCUUCCCUCUGACUCCAGGGAGUGCUGCCAUGGGCUGGGCCCUUCUGCUCCUUGGCUGAUUCCUCUGUCCCUUUUCCCCUUUUGUAUCUGCUCCUCCAUCUCUGGCUGUCCCCAGUAGAUCUCCCUGGGUAGAAGCACAGUGUUGGCCACGAACAGCCAGGCCCUAGGUUCUGUUCUUUGUCUGAUUCCUCUGUGGGGCUUUCGAGUCCUGGUCAGGGUUUGUCCAGCUGGUGAGUAGGUUGGCUGGUUCCAGUUAUUCACUGCAGAGCCUCUGCUUAGCCAGAGCAUGGGCUGUAGGGGCACAGGAGAGACCCUGGCACCGUGUGGAAGGACAAAGUGAGGAUGGAAGCUUUCUGACACAACUCUGCAAGCUGGGCGAGAGCAGUGUCCAACAAUGUUUAGUUUUUUCUUUUUCAUGCUCCCCCUUUUUUCGGCUCAUAAGUGGCAGUGCCUUCCUUGGAGAGCAGAAGGAUUCAGCUUGGCUUCAAUGACAAGCAGGACCAAGGUACCUGAGAGGAWGUAUAGCCUUUCUUUGCAUGAUGUACAUACUUGAGCAGUGGAGUAGCCUGAAACAGGAGCUUCCUUCAUGUUUUUCAGAAAGAUGGACAGCUGAUUUCUCAACUUUGUCUGUGCUAGCAUAACAGGAAACAUCUUGAAGUACCUGCUCCCUCUUCUCUUACACUAAUCUUGAUGGUGAGGAGGAUAUUCUGUUGCAAACGAGUCCUGUCCACCUGGAGAUCUUCCUCCUUCAAACAGAUUCGUUCCUAGAAAAUGAAGGAGACCUUUUCCCUUUAGCAUGGACRUAGAGCAGCUGACAGCUUUGAUGCUGGGCUGUGCACAGAGGUGCUGUGUGCUGGUGAGAGCAGGGUUGCUGAGGGUGGAUCUGCCUGUCCCUCCACUUGGGGAAAUCUCCAUCAGCUCAGUGCACGUGGCUCCUACAUCAGGUCAAGAGUCACAAGCCUGUCUCUGUAGAAAGCUGGCAAAGAUGGUUCAGGUUGCAUUUAGGAAAAAACAGGAGUGAGGCACCAGAGAUGGCUUCUAAAGAGAGGUUAGUUGUACCACUGAAACCAUGGCUCUGUGUAGGAGGUUCCCUGCCCAGAGUGCCAGAGUUUGGGGACKGCUUGGAAAGGGAUUAGAGACUGAUUUUGGGGGACACCAGGGGUUCAGAUGCUGGCCUGGAAGGUGGCAUCUUUAUUUAAGGAGUGUGUUGUACUGUGACAUCAAUUCUCAGAGUAAAUGGAGGAGAGACUCCUGAGCACACGGAGCUUGGCCAUGUGGCUCUGGCAGUGAGAAGUGUGAAUAGGAAAGUAAUUUAAACCUCCCCUCAUGCAACCUUCUGCAGCCUCACAUGCCAUCCCUGCACCCCCUGGCACAUUCCCAUGCCUCUGCCAAGCUUUGCCCUGCUGAGUGAGUGGCUGCAGGGAUGGUGUCCCACCCACAGCUGUCCCAGGCUGCAGCUGGGGCUGUCGGUACAUCUUGGCCCCUGUGCCUGACAGGAUGGAUCCAUGGCAUGAACUCCCUGUGUGCCUCUGUGCUGGUCCUGCCUGUGCAGUCCUUGCUGCCUCCUUGCAUGCCUCCCCUCUGAGGAGGGGAUCCCACUCCUCGUGCUCUGCGAUGGCAUUCCCUGCUCUUCCUCACAAACUCCGCUGUGCUUUAAUGCUGGCUUGCUCCUGCCAUGCAUCUUCCUCACCCCCUGCUCCAUUCCUAGGCUCUUUGUUUCCUGUCCAUCUGUUGGGUUAUUAUAAUUAUAUUUUUUUGUAAAUUUCUGUUCGAACAUUUUGUCAUUGUGAACAAAGAAAACGAAACCUUUUAAAACAUAUCCAUUUUAUUAAAUGAUUAUUGUUAUUAUUAUUAAUGUUUACUACCUGAAUUGAUCAGUGAAAUAAAUACAUUCAAAAAACCAACCUCUUUCUGUUUAAUUUUCAGCCUCCUUGAGCAGCAUUGGUGAUACAUURUAGGCAGGAGAGAGCAAAACUACCCUUUUUCUCCUUUUAUCUAAUUCUUUCAGAGCAGGCUCCAGGCAGGGCUUCCUGCAUGGAAUUUCUGGUCUGUUUAUUCCAGRAGCUAGCAAGAUCAUCUUGAAGGUUCUUCUAUCUUCAGGCUUCCCCUGGGGGUGGUGUCUAAAUCAGCAAUGGGCAGCUGGGCAAGAUCCAGUCCCAGGAAAUGCAGUUUGUGARUAGCCAGAGCAGCACUGCCAAGUCUGUGCCACAUGCAGAGCCACAACGGGUCUGGCUCUAGAUCAGCUCCACACCACACCUGCCCUGAACACCUGCCUGUGAAUAAACAUAGCACCAAAUGCAUAAGAUGAGGUAAGUUUGCUGAACAAACUUACCCUGUGGUAGUCGAGCUGCUUCCAAGUGGAUAGCAGGCCCUGCAGGAAAGACUGGGUUAGUUUGUUAGCCUAAGAUUUCUUUUCCACUCUGCCUGGACAUCACAAUGAAACAAAUGGAAUUAUCUGCUCCAAUUUUGUAGAAAUUUAAAGUUCAAUUAUUUUCUUUAAAGCAUCAAAAAUUUCCCUUAGUGAGGCACACAUUCUGCCAUUGAUGGCACCCUCAAUUCUCUUAACAUGAGCACAUUCAGGGCAUUCAUCCUUUUUGUUCUCUAGGAUAUCCACAGUACAAGGUAACAGAGUUGAGUUUAUUGGGGCAACAGUUUCAUUACUUAAUUCUGAUGGCCUUAGGCUAAGGAGUAUAGUGUAUGCCUGGUCAGGCUGAUGGCAGARAAAUGUCUGUGAAGAUGAAAUGGCCAUGAGAAGACAUGAUUCUACCUAAAUGUAGUUUUGACCCUUGGACUUACCCGUUCAAGUAUUUGUGUAAUGCUGCUUCUGAAUAAAGCAUGUGGUCAGYCUUUCUCAGUAAUACACACUGCACUUGUCAAGAGCUGCAGGCUCACUUGGCUGCCCAAAGAGCAGUUCCUCAGAGCACCUUCUUUCCCAGUCUGUUGGCCUUCCCGUGAAUCCAGCUAGUUUAUUUUGAUGUAGACAGUGAAAUGCCAAGAGUUUUAUUUUUAUUCCUAUAAUGAUCAUGAGAGUUUGCAAGUGUCUGAAGAAUCUUUCUCUGGAAGUCCGUUUCCAUCAGCAGGGCUUUUACUAAUAAGUAGGAGUAGAUUGGUGUCACUGCUUCAAGGGAAACCUGAGGGUCAGCACCCAGAAGCUGCCAGGUGUCACCACUCUGCCGAGUUUUCCCCACGAGAUGGGAAACCAAAGGCCACCGUGCUCAGGUAGUAUGGUUCAAAUUAGUAACAUCACCUUCAGUCUGAAGUGCAUUUUCAGUACUAUGUAAUCGAGACUUUAUGAUGUUUCUGUUGGGCUCAAGAAUCACAGGUGUCAGUACUGGCAGCAUCUCUCCCAGCAAACGCGUUCUUGUGAGCAGUGUCAGCUCCCGUUUCUUGGAAGGCUGGCUCAGUGAAGCCUCAGCUUCCGGUGACAUGCAGCAGGCUUGCAGGAAGGGUUCAUGUGGGAGGUGUCCCUGGGAUGAGCCUGACCCUUAUCUUGGCAGCCAGCUGCAGGGAUAUUAUCCGGGAACACAGCUAUGCACACGCUGCUGCACUGGCUGGACUGCCUUGAGACCUUCCUCUUGUGCUGUAAAGACAGCAAGAAAGCAAGGAUUGAACUACUCUGAGCUCUCGUGUCUCCUGUGAAGGACAUCAAAUUCACYCAACUGCAGAAACUCAUCCUCAGAAUAAAACAACAGAAGACCUGGGCUGUAGUGUCAGUCCUAGAGCACGUGGUGCCUGCUUGUCUGGUCUCCACCUUGAACUGUCUCACCAGGGAAGUGUUUGCARGUGAAAAUGAGCAGUGGAAUUCUCUUGUCCCUCCUGGGCUUCCUCCCACUCGUGGCACCCACAUGCCCUGUGCCAUGCAAGUGCACCGCCACCAUUACUGACUGCUCCUCCAAAGACCUGACUGUGGAAAACCUGCCCGUUGCUUUCCGUCCUUCAGCUGAAAUGAUCCACCUCAGUCACAACAAGCUCACCUCUAUUCCCAACGGGCUCUUCGACAACCUGAGGAGYCUCCAGGUAGUCUACCUGCAGGGCAACCCUUGGGAUUGCUCCUGUGACAUCCUCUACUUGCGCUCGUGGCUCCAGUGGCAGCAGAACCGGAGCCAGUACCGGGAUGUGAGAUGCAGCUCCCCGGCGCAUCUGCAGGGCCGGAUCAUCGCCUACCUGACCGAAGAUGAGAUUGUUUCCACGUGCCAGCACUGGUACUGCAGCCUGGCUCUCAUCUCUCAGAUCUCUCUCUUCAUCCUCCUUUUCCUCCAGGGUGUCUUGGUUAUCUUCAUCAUUGUCUACCUGCAGAAAUUUCGGAGAAUGACUGCUGAAGCCCGGAGCACCACCCGAGAACUCCAGCAGCAGGUAGACCCUUGGGCAUCAUCUUCAAUAAACCCCUAUGACAAUGAUUAACAAACWUCACAAGACAGAAGAUCCUCCUCCCUUUGGGGUCCGUAGUAUGUCAUAUCCAGAGGGGACAAUGCAGCACAGCAUCUGAUCCUGACUGCAGUAUGAAGCAGGACUUGAACUGAUCAGACACUUGCUGUGUUCCUAAAGAAUCAAUCUUGUGGGUUUUUUUUUACAAUGCUUUAAAUUCUUUAGCAUUAUUUUGACUGCUUUGCUGAGCUGGAACUGGUUCUGGUUUGGCAGACUAAGGAAAUCGUAAACUACAGCGACCAGAACUGACUUAAACAGCUCACAAGCUCAUAGGGGCUCCAGUGCUCCAUCCCUCCUCUCCKACAGUAUUCCAGCCACACUUCCCAGGAUAAUUCCGGUUGUGCUGGGUCAGGUGAGGACAGAGGUGGGCAGUGAACAMUUCAAGUACUGAGCUAGGACAAUGGAGAAAUACAGUUUCCUUCUGCUGCCACAGACUGCACUAAGAGCUUUGCACAAGGGAUUUWGUCUUCUUCUGCCUUGGUUUCCCACCAGUAAAAGGGAAAGAAGACACCUUCUUGCUUGAUUCAUCUUUUUCUGUGUUCUUCUGGGGGAGGGAGGGAAUGUUUAGAAGCCCAUUCAUUUUACCUUUUCUGCAUUUCUUUUAAUCUASUUGUYGUUUUAAUACUGACUUCAAGUGAGWGAGACKGGGGCCAUGAAUGU